GUGGUAUUGAACUCAAAUCUUGUGGUGAAGUACUACAUAUACAAAAGUCAGAGGAUCACAGUUUCCUUCCCCCAGAUAAGUUGCAAAACAAGACUAGAAAUUCAACUAGUACAUUUCCUAACUAAUUUGAAGACGGAAAAUAUGAGAUCUUGCUUAGUGAUCCUCCUCUUCUUCUCAGUUGUUUCGCUUGUGUGUAUUAGCGAGGCAGCAAGACACGGACCAGAGAAUUAUGGAAAUGAAACACAGGAGCUUCUUAAAUGGGCUUCCCGGAGUGGAAAUCUGGGUCUUCGUGCACUUUGGCUCAUUCUGCAUUUUGCCGUCACCAUAUGGUAUUUCAAAAGUUUUGGAGUUAUUGCAGUGGGUUGCAGAUAUUGGUGUGAAAAGUGUCUGCCUUUAUGAUCCAGAAGGUGUGUUGAAAAAGAACAAGGAACCUAUCAUGCAAAGAUUCAGCAGUGCAAACUUGUCUGAGGAGGCUGCUGUUAAUGGUCGGCUUGUUACCCGCAGAAAUCUGACUUUGGAGUUUGUUUCAUUUGAGGAUGGAAAAGAAGCAGUUGCCAAAGCAGCUAAUUAUCUCUUUGUAAAGCACUAUGCAAAUGGUACUAAGGAAAAGUCAGAUUUUACAGAGCCUCAAAUGGCUGAAGCUUUAGGAGCCAUUGGUUCUGGAGGAGCUGAUCCUGAUCUGCUACUAAUUUAUGGACCCACAAGAUGCCAUCUUGGGUUUCCAGCAUGGAGACUUCGGUACACUGAAAUAGUACAUAUGGGGCCAUUGAAGUCUAUGAGUUAUGGUUCCCUUGUUAAAGCCAUUUUCAAGUACACUAUGGUGCAUCAAAAUUAUGAAACAACUGAUGCUCUGGUCGCUGUGCCUUCAUGUGGUCAAAAGUUUGAAACAAGUUUUCAUUCAGGAAUUUCCUAUCAGAUUAAACUGCUCGUCCGCAUUGGCUCAUUUAGAGUUUAGAUCAAACCUUCCAUC
Messenger RNA from Coffea arabica (coffee), 970 nucleotides. RefSeq lists its product as uncharacterized. NCBI's taxonomy places the organism in Eukaryota, Viridiplantae, Streptophyta, Magnoliopsida, Gentianales, Rubiaceae. Gene Ontology annotation, molecular function: ditrans,polycis-polyprenyl diphosphate synthase [(2E,6E)-farnesyl diphosphate specific] activity. Gene Ontology annotation, cellular component: endoplasmic reticulum membrane; dehydrodolichyl diphosphate synthase complex. The record is from RefSeq and is a predicted model, not a curated record.